Diatraea saccharalis (sugarcane borer) is the source of this 1807-nucleotide messenger RNA. NCBI's taxonomy places the organism in Eukaryota, Metazoa, Arthropoda, Insecta, Lepidoptera, Crambidae. The record is from the annotation of a GenBank genome assembly.
GAUUUCUGUUCUGAAAAUGAGUGAAGUGAGCCGAAGUAGGACAAUCCAAAUUUCGCCAUUUUUAUUUUAGUGAAGGGAGAUUUUAUAUUUGUCAGGCUGGAGGACGAAGAUUAUUUUGUAAAAAGUGUGUCAUUAUAUUUAAUUUCUAGUAGCCGGGAUUCUUAUUUGGAAAAAUCUUAGUAUAAUAGUGUGGUUUUAUUUCUUACUAACGUUUGUAUGUAGUGCUACUUCUCCAUCGUAAGGUUGCUCGUUGGUGUGUCGCUUUAGCUAAUUCGAUGGCUAUGAUUUUGAAAUUGUAAUCUAACGUGUCGCUUUGACAUUCUCCAAAUCGGAUAAUAUUGAGAAAGUGAGGCGACGCCGUUAGAAAUGAGCAGGCCUCAAGGCGGACGCAUACAAGUCCCGGAUGACCUUAGAGAGAUAUUACUGGAGUUCACCAUAAGUUACCUUUUGGAGCAACCGGGGGACGUGAUUAACUACGCUGUUGAGUUCUUCACGAGGUUACAAAACAACAGGACGACCACCAUAGUGAGGGGACCAGUAGCCGGCACGCCCGAUGAGUCUAUAAUAUCAGAUGAAGAAGAGCCGCCAGUGGCGCGCUUCAACAACCGUCGUAAGUCUGUAUUCGCGGAGACUUAUGACCCCGAGGAGGAUGACUCCGACGAGGGUGCGCCUGUGGUGUUCCCCAAGUCGGAUGCUCAGCGCGCUCGGCUUGCUGAAGCGGUCCGCGGUAUACUGCUGUUCCGCUCACUCGACGCUCAGCAAAUGCAGCAGGUGUUGGACGCAAUGUUCGAGAAGCGCGCUGAGCCUGGAGAAUACGUGAUCCGCCAAGGCGACGAUGGGGACAACUUCUACGUCAUAGAGAAUGGAGUGUUCGACGUACUUGUCACUGGCGAUGACCGCGUCGAAAAGGUGGUCCACACAUACGAGGGCUCUGGUUCGUUUGGCGAACUGGCCCUAAUGUACAAUAUGCCGCGGGCGGCAUCUGUGCGAGCGCAAACGCCCGGCGCGCUCUGGGCCAUGGACCGGCAUACCUUCCGUCGCAUCUUGCUCAAGAGCGCUUUCAAGAAACGCAAGCUCUACGAAGAGCUGCUCGACAAGGUGCCCAUGCUGAAGGCACUCCAGCCGUACGAACGCGCCAACUUGGCGGAUGCACUUGUGCCGCGCACGCUCAACGACGGAGAGUUAAUCAUCCGGCAGGGAGACACCGCCGACGGCAUGUAUUUCGUUGAGGAUGGCUCCGUCAGCAUCCGCAUAACGCGCGACGACGGCAACGAGCACGAGAUCAAGCGGCUCGGCAAAGGAGCCUAUUUCGGAGAGCUGGCUCUCGUCACUCACAAACCUCGCGCCGCUUCUGCAUACGCCGUUGGCCCCACUAAAGUUGCAUUCCUCGACGUGGAGACAUUCGAGCGACUCUUGGGCCCGUGCAUGGAGAUCAUGAAGCGCAACAUAGACGACUACGAGGAGCAACUGGUGAAACUGUUCGGCGACAAGAGCAAUCUCACCGACGUGGGAAGCUUCGAGUCUGCCCCGCGUGUCUGUGCGUCCCCGGUGUCUCGAACCCAGUAGUUGUUAAUAGUAUGUGCAAUAAUUACCGUCAUAUAAUAUCUGUGUCGUUUACAUCAAUAUCACGUGUUAAAUUUUGUCUGUGUGAAUUUAUUUAUAGAUAUUAAUAAAAUUCAUAGUAUAAGACCAUGUAUUUCGCUAUGUACCGAUAUUUAAGGAACUUUGCAUUCAUAUCACAUCCGUCAGUAAUGUAGGAAUAAAAUUGAAUCACAUGUGUAUUUCAGUUAUAUGUAGGUGAUAAAUG